CUCACUCAUCCUUCUCAGUUUAGCUCAGUUAGGUUAGGUGUACAGUGAAGUCCAGAAGAGUUCUUGCUUUUCGGUCUCAAGAUGUCCUGGACUCGAGUCAUCUCUCUCUCUUUGCUCACCAUCCUCCUCAUCCUCACCUUUUCCAGUGUGAUGGAAAGUGCAGCGGUCCGAGAUGACUCAAAAGAAGACAAUCGUAAAGGGGCAGCACGGCAGGUGUUCAUGCCCGAGUCUGACGCCUCCAACUUCUUCAAACGCCGCAGUCGCCGCUCGGUCCGGUACUACGCUGAGCUCCAAGCUGAGCAGAGGGUGAGGCUUUCUGCAGACGAGCGGAGGAGGGAGUACAAUGAGGAGCGGAGGAACGAGUACGAGAACUAUGUCGAGGAGGAGCGGGAUGAGCAAAAUGAGAGAUCGAGGGAGACGAAUGAGCAGUUGCGAGAGUAUCACUACGACGGCCUGUAUCCUCGCUACUACUGGUUCCACUGAGCGCCGCUAUGGAGGACUAGGCUACAGCACCUCUUACUGGAGCUAUGCUAACACGGCCCUCACGUCACCCUCUACCAACAUACAUCUUAGUUAUCCCCAUAUUUUUUACAACUUUAAUCCAUAAGAUAAAGGGUUUCUUUUCUAUUUUAAUAAAACCUCAAUUGUGCAAUAUUUGUCUUCAUGUCAAACUGUAAAAUGUAUUAAAAGUGCAGUUUCUGUAUUGUAAGCUUAACGUUAUAUUAAAUGGAGGCAUACAUUUUGCAUGCUUGUUUAUACUGUCUUUUUUACCUGUACAUACAAGCUGCACAGUGUCCUUUAUGUCAGCCUGAGGCAUAGCAGCAAUAAAUCAACCUCUUACAUCGACAGCUGACUUGUUUUGCUGUAGCUUUAUUUUUUGCAAAGAAACCAACUUUUAAAUAAAGAGGAGUUU
Molecule: messenger RNA, 913 nt
Organism: Chelmon rostratus (copperband butterflyfish)
Lineage: Eukaryota; Metazoa; Chordata; Actinopteri; Chaetodontiformes; Chaetodontidae
Gene: ucmaa
Product: upper zone of growth plate and cartilage matrix associated a
Exons: 5
Coding region: 82-483 (133 amino acids)
Biological process (GO): embryonic skeletal system development; regulation of osteoblast differentiation
Cellular component (GO): extracellular matrix
Source: RefSeq, a predicted model, not a curated record